This is a messenger RNA of Betta splendens (Siamese fighting fish), 3602 nucleotides long. RefSeq names its product cugbp, Elav-like family member 1 (gene celf1). Gene Ontology annotation, molecular function: mRNA 3'-UTR binding. The transcript has 14 exons. Gene Ontology annotation, biological process: regulation of alternative mRNA splicing, via spliceosome; mRNA splice site recognition. Bases 648 to 1934 code for a protein of 428 amino acids. NCBI's taxonomy places the organism in Eukaryota, Metazoa, Chordata, Actinopteri, Anabantiformes, Osphronemidae. The record is from RefSeq and is a predicted model, not a curated record. Gene Ontology annotation, cellular component: nucleus; ribonucleoprotein complex; cytoplasm.
AAGGUUCUUGAAGCUUAAUUUGCUCUAGUAGGACAUCUACUGGACGCAACAAUAUCAAUUGGCAGAGUGCAGCCCAAACGAGUUACGCAGAGUGGACAAAGCUGUCACAGCCGAAAGACGCUCGCAAUGAGUUGACACAGAGGCAGCCGACAGCGGGACAGUACCGCCGGGCAGUUUACAGGAGCUGUAUGCAGCAGACAGCUGGUGGUCUGCACCACACGCCGAUGGGAACAACUGAACAUCCCUGUGCUGAAUUUCACCGCUGCUGAUUUUGAUUCGAUGAAGUUUCAGAUUCUACUGCUGACGACACAAUAUCAGUUUCGGGCUAUAUGUAGACAGAGGAGCUCAAAACUAGCGUCAGGAUACCGAGAAGAAACUUGAAAAACAGCCUUGACAGAAUGAUCGAAUGAGCACUGACCAGAUCUGCUGGCCUAGGAAAAACUCUCACAAAGGCUGUGGACCAUCAGCACUUUGAUUGUGGGAGCAAACUGCCUCUGUGAUCCCAGCAGCCCUCUGCUGACCUGACGCUGAAUGGAGUUUUGGCAGCGACAGCUGGGGUGCUGCUUUUUAGAACCAGUUGUCAGGGACCAAAGGGGACGUGCAUCAUCUGGAGUUUACCGUUGCUGAGAAUAUUACGUCUGAUCAUCAUGACUUCGUUUAAGCUGGACUUUCUCCCAGAGAUGAUGGUGGAUCGUUGCUCGUUAAAUUCUAGUCCAGUUGGGAAGAAACUGAAUGGGACUCUAGACCAGUCUGACCAACCGGACACUGAUUCCAUCAAGAUGUUUGUUGGACAGAUUCCUCGGUCCUGGUCCGAGGAGCAGCUUCGUGAACUCUUUGAGCCAUAUGGAGCAGUUUAUGAGAUUAAUGUUUUGAGAGACCGAAGCCAGAGUCCACCACAGAGCAAAGGCUGCUGCUUUGUAACAUACUACACUCGCAAAUCAGCUCUGGAAGCACAGAAUGCUCUGCACAACAUGAAGAUUCUUCCAGGGAUGCAUCAUCCAAUUCAGAUGAAACCAGCAGACAGUGAAAAAAACAAUGCAGUUGAGGACAGAAAGCUGUUUAUUGGAAUGAUCUCCAAGAAGUGCAAUGAGAACGACAUCCGACUCAUGUUCUCCCCGUACGGUCAAAUAGAGGAGUGUAGGAUCCUUCGCGGCCCUGACGGCCUCAGCCGUGGUUGUGCAUUUGUCACUUUCACCAGUAGACAGACGGCCCAGUCAGCUAUUAAGUCUAUGCACCAGUCCCAGACCAUGGAGGGCUGUUCUUCGCCCAUUGUGGUGAAGUUUGCAGACACUCAGAAGGACAAGGAGCAGAAACGAAUAGCUCAACACCUGCAGCAGCAGAUGCAACAAAUCAGUGCUGCUUCCAUGUGGGGAAACCUGACUGGCCUGAGCAGCCUGGGGCCUCAGUACUUAGCGGUCUAUCUGCAGUUGCUGCAGCAGUCGCUGUCUACAGGCAACACGCUUUACAACUUGCAUCCGGUUUCAGGUCUUAAUACUAUGCAGUACCUUGCUGCUUUAGCAGCAGCAGCAGCUACUGGCACACAGACACCACCGACAGGCUCCAGUGGCAUCACUACAUCUAGUUCUCCACUAACUACAUUAACAAGCUCAGGUUCCUCCCCCUCCUCCAGCAGCAGCUCAUCAUUGAACCCUGCGGCUUCACUGGGAGCCCUGCAGUCUCUGACUGCUGGAGCUGGAGCUGGCCUUAGUGUGGGCUCCUUGGCAGGUAUGGCAGCACUGAAUGGCGGCCUCGGCUCUGGAGGCUUGUCAAAUGGCUCCGGAAACACUAUAGAAGCACUAAACCAGGCCUACACUGGCAUCCAGCAGUAUGCUGCCACCACCAUGCCCGGCCUAUACGGCCAGAGUCUGCUGUCACAGCAGAGCGUUUCGGCUGCAGGGAGCCAGAAGGAAGGUGCUGGGAUGUUCCCCUUUUGAGGCUGGCUAUGGCUAUCAGCUCCCUCUCAGCAAGUCCAGGGGCUGGACGGGUCGGUGGGAGCCUUCAUCCGGAGGUGCAGGGCGGUUUGGUCCAGGACCCGCGACUUCCUUCUCCGUGGCCAGACAAGAGCGGCCAUAUGGGCUAACCGCCGUCGGUCUCAAUCUCCGGAUUAUUGAGUCGGGGACAAGGUCCGGCUUUCCACCUCGAACCUUCAUCUGAAGGGGGCCAAGCGGAAAUUGGCACCCAGGUUCAUUGGACCGUUUGAAGUGACUAGGGUGGUCAACCCUGUGGCAAUGAGACUGGCCCUCCCUCCCUCCCUGCGAGUUCAUCCUGUCUUUCAUGUGUCUUGUUUGAAGCCGGAGGUGGACUGUGAUAUGGCGCCCACCUCCGCCCGCCCUCCGCCCGCCCGGGUGAUCGAUGGAGGUCUUGCUUAUACGGUGCGGGAGUUGCUGCGCUCCAGACGGCAGGGCAAGGGGCCCCAGUACCUGGUGGAGUGGAAGGGCUAUGGCCCUGAACACCGGCAGUGGGUGGAGCCGGGGCUCAUUUUGGACAAGGGACAAGGACUUUCAUCGAAACCAUCCUGCGGGACCCUCCUAGGUCGCCAUUAACUGGGGGGACUAUUUAAGUGGAGAACGGAGACUCCUCCAGUUGUCAGCGUGUCUGGUGGACUCUCGGUUUGUGUACAGCCCCGCUACUUCUAAUUUGGCCACGUUUGUAGAAAAGUGUUGAACCUGACUCUGUAGUGUGCGUAGUCCUGUAAAUCUUGAUUAUAUUUUACUUGCUCAGUGUGGUGACGUAUUGUGUCCUGAUUUUGUUUUGUAGUAACUUCUGUUUAGCGUUAUUUCUCUGUUUAGUUUGUUUGGUCCUGCUUUGCAGUGCACCUCAGUUUUAGUUACUCUCUAGUGACCCUCUGUUCAGUAUAGUUAUAAUAAAUAUCAUUUUGUAUCUGCCAUCCUCUCCUGUGACUGCUUGUGGGUUCCGUCCUGUCUGGUCUUGGGGGUGUUCGUAACAGAUACAACAGAUCAGAUUUUCUAUCUGCCCCUGACACCUUCCUCGUUGUAGAUGUUUACAUUCACUGGCGUCUGGCUAUCAGAAAGGAAGGAACUCUAAGUAUGAACAGAUAGCGAGAGACACAGCUCUGCAGCCUUGAUUUUGGGAGCGAGAGACCAGGGUCUAUUAGACAGGGAAAACUAUUGAGUGAAAUGUUGAAUACAUAAAACAGAUCUAAGAAUAACCAUAAGAUAAUAAUUGCAGAACAUAAGUCAUAAAUCAUAUGACAACUGCGUAGAAAAUGGAAAGAAACAAUUUUUCCAUUACACACAAAGUGUUUUUUUUUAUGUAUUAUUAGACUGUCCUUCCAUGCUAUACAGUUUACAUUUAAUUUGUCAGAACGCCACUGCCUUUCUAGUUGUUGGGUCCUGUGCUCUGAAUUAUACAUUGGAGCUAACCUCCUUUGUUUCACUGCCUUUUCUUCAGAGGAACCACAUUGUCUAAAAUUUUACCCAGAGAAGCUGCAGCAUCGCCUACUUUUACAUCUUGAAUCUGGCAACAGCAUCGUCAGAUAAACAUCUAGAAGAAGAAUCGAACAAUUCAUAUAAUAGUAUAAUAGAACUCUGAAUAUGGAGCAGGAGUUCAAUAAACAAUACAAAACACAACUGGAAUUUUAG